Phycomyces blakesleeanus NRRL 1555(-) is the source of this 462-nucleotide messenger RNA. RefSeq lists its product as hypothetical. The record is from RefSeq and is a predicted model, not a curated record. Gene Ontology annotation, molecular function: RNA-DNA hybrid ribonuclease activity; nucleic acid binding. The transcript has 5 exons. Bases 1 to 462 code for a protein of 153 amino acids. Lineage: Eukaryota; Fungi; Mucoromycota; Mucoromycetes; Mucorales; Phycomycetaceae. Gene Ontology annotation, biological process: DNA replication, removal of RNA primer.
AUGUGCCAGGACUUGGUAGCUAAAGUGAUUAUAGCGUACACAGACGCAUCUAUCAUUAAAGUACCCUUGAGCAAGAAUACUUACGUAGCUGCUAUCGGAGUGUUCUUUGGUGUGAACGAUCCUAAGAAUCUAUCCGAAAAAUAUGAAGAAAGUUCUAUGAAAAGUGAUAUUGUUGAAAUACAUGCAAGUAUUUCUGCUCAGGCUGUUAUGCGAGCAAUACAGGCAGCCCCCAACAACGGAUUUACGCUUAAAAUAUUUACCGACUCUCAAGCUCCGGUAAAAGCAAGUGAAAAGGACACCCCAAAGUCGUACUUUCCUAAAGCUACUGCAGAUCUUAAGAAAGCUAUUAAAAACAGAAUAGGACCAGUAGACAUUAUAAAAAUCAAGGGACAUAGCGGAGAACCUGGGAAUGUUGCAGCUGACAAACUUGCGAGGGAUUGUGCAAGAGAACAGCUUAAAUGA